This is a messenger RNA of Trichogramma pretiosum, 4194 nucleotides long. RefSeq lists its product as uncharacterized. NCBI's taxonomy places the organism in Eukaryota, Metazoa, Arthropoda, Insecta, Hymenoptera, Trichogrammatidae. The transcript has 5 exons. The record is from RefSeq and is a predicted model, not a curated record. Bases 645 to 1403 code for a protein of 252 amino acids.
AGGAACAGCGAGCUGAACUGGCCGCGAGCAGACAGGCAGGCAGACGCAGCAGGAUCAGUCGGUCGCCGCUCGCUCGACGAAGCCCGUGUGCAGCAGCAGCAGCAGAGAGCUUGCAAAAAGCUUGCGCGUGAUUAUUAAACUGGCGGUGCGUCGAGGAGGGCUGCGUGAUGGAUCGGUCGAGUAGUAGUAGUAGUAGUAGUAGUAGCAGCAGUAGUAGCGCCUGAAGACGGUGCAGCAGGAUAUAAUUUUGUCUAAGGGCCGGGGGCUGGGCUGGUCAUGACUGCUCGACGACAACGAGCAGCAGCAGCAGCAGCAGCAGCAGAUUGUAGCAGCGGGCCAAGUCAGGAUCAGUAGCUCUGCGUUGGCACUCAGCUAAGAGAGUAGAAAGAAGAAGAAGAAGCAGUUAGUCCAGUUAGAGGAGGAAGAGGAUCGAUCGUCGACGUUCAACAUCGCAAGCUCUCUCUCUCUCUCUCAUUCCGGACCGCGACUCGCGCUAACGAGCUGCUGCACACGGAUCAGGAGGAGGAGGAGGAGUGGAUAUCAGUGGCAUAAGCCGAGCUUGCGGGGCUUUUUUCGUUGUUGUUAAGUGCCACGAAGACGACGACGACGACGACGACGACGACGAUUACGACGACGACUAGACGAUGGGCCGAGGCGACAAGAAGACGGGCUCGCAGCGCGAAGCGAGCACGAAUCUCGUGGGCAAGUUCACGCAGAGCGUCAGGCGCAUCGUGCAGGACGUCAAAGACGAGGGCACUGCCAGCGGACAAACGAAGGAGGAGGUGAUCGAGACGAACGAGCGUCUGCGCGCCGUGCGCAUCCGCCUCGAGGGCAGCUACGAGACGGCGAAGAAGGCCCUGGUCGAGCUCAUGCGCAAGUACACGGACAGCAAGCAGGUGCGCAACGUGUUCGAGCGCUACGCCCUGCUCAAGGCCAUGAUCAAGCAGGUGGUGAAGCUCGAGACGCAGUACUGGACGCUGGUCGACAUACCGCGGCAGGAGAAGCAGGAGACGGUGCCGGCCUUCGUGCUGAGGGCCUGCACGAUCAUGGAGAAGAGCCACAAAAGCGGUGGAGCGGCCGGCAACAACAGCAGCAACGACCAGCAGAAGACGUCGGCGAGGCUCGCCGAGGAGGCCGAAUCGAGGCGAGAGCGCAUAGAUCGACUCGAGAACAUGACGAUAUCGCAGAUCGAGGCCGAGAACACGCAGAUGACCAACGACCUGUAUCGGCUGCUCAAGAAGUACACGGGCCUGCGGAACCUCAUCAAAGAGCUGAAGGAGGAGUACAACAGCUCGAAGCUGUACCCGAUCGUGCCGCGCUACACCAUGCUCAAGGACAUGAUCAAGGACAUAAUGCACAAUCCCGACUACAUGGAGGUCUGUCACGAGCUCGACUGCACAUAGUCCUCGUAGACCGGCCACCAGCAGAUCGUGGCCAGCGGCAGUUGCGGCAGAAAGAACAAGGGCAGUCUGAGGAGCUUGCGCUGAAUCGAGUUCGCCGGCAUAUACACGUUUUCUCGAACAAGCCUUAAGUAUAUUAUAAUAUACGAUACGAAACGAACGAAUGUAGCGCCGAGGCGUGCAUAUAGCGGCCGAUCAUGGGAGAAUUCGAAUCGUAUCUCCAAGGGAGAGACCACGUCCGGAUCGCUUAGGAUAUUAUCGUACUCGUGCAAUACUUCGAGCCCAAGUCGUGUAUACACUGCAUGUACACAUUCAACAAGUCGGACUUUUAUCGCGUAGGCUCGUUUUCUAUUAUUUACGAUAUUAUAACACUUGUGUGUGGUGCGCGUCGAUAUAGGGAGAGAGCUACUUAUUGUACCUACAGAUCGAGUAUAAAAUUAGGAUUUUAUGAUCGUAGUUUAUAUGAUGAAAAAAAAAAAAUAAUAAUAAUAAUAAGGCGCUCGCGAGUCGACGACGACGGGCGUCAAGGCCUCGAUUAGCUAUAUCAUUAAACAUCGUACGUUAUAAAAAUAGUAUAAUAGAGAAUUUUACCUGUACACCGAUAAAAAAAUUCGGCAGAGUGUAGCUUUUCUGUAAUUAACGAGAAGAAACGCUGUUUCUCGGGAUAAAGCGCGUGGCUAACGUUAUGGCUUUUAUAUACAUAAUACGGUCCGAUCUCGCGGACUUUUUUCCACGUUACCAAAAAAAAGCAGCGAAAAAGCUCCGCUACAUAAAUCUCUCGGCGCGUUAAUCUCUCGUUUGCGUGCGCGGGCGGGCGUUUAUACUCGAGCGUCGACGUCGCGCGCGUUAUUCUAUGUAUAUAGUGCCUAUUAUUGCAGCCACAGAGAUAAUGGCAUAAUUAUUGGGACGAGCCGCCGCCGCCGCACGCAGAGAUUUAGCCCCCCGCGCGCCGCGUACUGUACCAACGUAUUAUAUAGCCGCUGUCACGUAUGCUCAAGCGAAAUACACACACACAAUGUACACGUACGCACACAUAGACAUACACAUAGCUAGAGAUCCGCCCUCCCUUUCUCUAUUUGUGUGCCACUCUGCUGUAGCGUUAUUUAAGCCUAUAUAUAUGCAUAAUAUGCGUGUGCAGCAGUAGCAGCAGCUGUUGCUAAUAUCAGCUGAUGCCACUGCUCUCUUUCUCUCUCUCUCUCUCUCUCUCUCUCUCUCUCUCUCUCUCUCUCUAGCACAUUGUUGUGUCCUAUAUAUAUAUGCAUGAGAGAUGUUGUUGUAUAGUAUACAGCGUAAGCGAGAUCUCCCUUCGUGUGUACCUAUAGAUAGUUCAGCCCGCGCCGAGCUCUAUGCAUUCGGUACGAGCAGCCACGUACGAUAUAUAUAUACGAGCGAAGCGCGCAACAACGUACCUAUAUCCCCAUAUACACACCGAUCGCCACCGUUAUUAUUACUCUCGCGUACGAGAUGCACACACAAGUUCCUAUAUAUGAAUAAAGUCCCGCGCGGCUCGAGCGCAACCACGGCACGGGCAUCGUCUUCUCUCUUUCUCCUUGAAGAAGCAGCGAGCGAUGAUCGUUUUUCGCCAUAAUUAAUACACACGUGGAAAAAUAAGAGAGCAGAAAAGCGCCUCGCGUAUAUAUAAGACAGUCGUGCUGUGCACACGUGCGAUCGAUACUACGCUAUUUUCAUCGGCACACAGCUCUCUGUCUCUUCUCGUGUGUAUACAAACAGCAGCAGCAACAUCCACACAUGUAUACAGCUCUUAUACAUACGUUCCAUAUAUAUUCAUGUAUACGAGUCCGAAAGCACAUCGCGCAGCCUAUAGGCAGCUGGAGCUUUUCGCGCCUCGUCCUAUAGUCGUCGUUCGAGUCUCGAACUUUAUUAAAGAACCUCCCCCCUAUUCAUACGUACACACAUAUAUAAUAUAUAUAUAUAUACGUUCGUGCGCAACUCGUUUAAACUACCUUCUCCAGCUGCCUAUAGUAUAUAUAGUAUAGCAUGGUAGAAGGAGGUGCCAGUUGCAGGCGAUAGUAGUGCUGUACGUAUAUCGAGAGAAAGGGAGAAAGCGACUACUCCGCAAGCUCCUCUAAUUUCGAGACUCUUAGGCAAGCGCAUCUUCGCGCGCCCGCUCGAGCUUUAUACUUUACUUUAUACUUUGUUUCUUAUAUAGUAGUAUAGUAGGUAUAUGUGUAUAUACGGAGAAAGAGAGAAAGAGAGAGAGAGCGAGACUAUUCUGCACACCUGCGGUGCUUGCUGCUGCUGCGCUAGGCGCCUUGCUCGCGUAUAGUAUUAUACAGCGUGCGUCUUUUCGAGCUCACUCCCGACCCCGACGAAAUAAUAUUGUAUACAAAAAUUUAUGCAUUAUAUAAGGCGGACAGGACCAUGAUCGGUGCCGAUGUUUAUAUUGUAUACGUGCCGAUAAUUUGACGAAAAAAACGAACGAAUAUUCGAGCCCAAUUUUUUUUCUCUCUGCAUGACUUUUGAGCUUCGCGUUGGCGCUUGCGAAUCCCGGAAAAGUUCCUUACUAUACGCACACAUAUCAUUGACUCGCCCCGGCUGCGCAGCAAGUGCAGAAAAUGUCGAAUAUAUAUUUUUUUUUCGCUUACUCGCUUGCUUUACUCUCUUCAAACACUUUCUCGGCUCUAAUAUAAUUCGAUAUGUAUACACACACACACACGCGCGGGCGCGCGCGUAUAUUUGAGGCAGCGUGAAACACUCGAGAGCCUAGUAACGCGCGCGCGCCAAAAAGUCAAGGCAAUAUUUUUCUUCAUUCGCAAUAAUAUUAUAACGAACG